AUGUUGUUUUGUCCUGUUCACGUCCUUUUCGCCGUUCAUGUUGUUCUUCUUUAUCCCCACUAUCACCGGAGUCCUCCGGCCGACGUGGUGCUGUGCCGCCAGUGCGAGCCCCCGGUUGACCCGGACCUCGUGCUGCGCGGUCCUCCCACCCAGGAUGUGGCCGAGGCUUUGCUCUUCCCGGACUUGCUGCGGGACUCGCUGGCCCAGUCCAGGCGGCCCAGGCUCCUGGUGGCGGUCAGCUCGUGGCCGGCGCGCUUCGCCCAGCGCCAGGCCAUCCGCUUCAGCUGGGGACGCGGCAGCAACGACGGCAACGGAAGCUUCAGGAUCGUCUUCUUCCUAGGCUGCGUGUCCGUCGGGAAAGUCAUGCGGAACGUAAAGCUAGAAUCACGCAAUUACGGCGACAUGGUGGUGGAAAAGACGUGGGGCACCUAUGACAACCGGGCUUCCAUCAGCGUCCUCCUCCUGGAGUGGGUCCUCUCUCACGCUUAUGACUCGCAGCUCGUGCUCAAAGUGCACGACGACACGUACGUCAACGUCGGGGCCGUCCUGGACAAGCUCGACUGGUUCUCCGAGUCCACAGGAGCCCUGUUCGGACGCGUCACACUCGAGAGGGGCCCGGACGGGAGCCGGGGACUUUCGCAUCUCGAAGACUGCGCCUACUUCAUCAAGACGGCGACCUUCGUGAGAAUGCAGCGGGAAGUGGAAGAGGUCCCGACCGACGACCGGGAAGAAGUGUUUAUCACGGGCAAGCUGGCUCGAAGGGCCAACCUAACCCUGGUGCAUCUGGAUGACCUGGGGCCCUGCAGAGCCUUCGGCGAGGUCCAGCUCAAUGGCGGGACGGUGUGGUUGACACGGCAUCCGGUGCUGGCCGACGAUAUGCAGCGCUAUUUCGAGAGGGACUUUCUUCGUGAUACGAGAUCUAGCCGGCCGAAUGCACGCUAAGCUAUCUGAACGCGUGCUUUUCGUAGUUAUUUACAUUUUUUGACUGCCAAAAUGGGGCGAUGGCGGUGCCCCCUUUCUUGUGUGCCGAUGCAAGUGCGCUAUAUAUGAAAUGUUGGAGGAUAUAAAUGUGCGUAAUAUCAAUGGAACAUUCCGCUUGUGGCGAAACAAGAAAUACAUAUUCUAAACUGGGCAUUUCAGCGACACAAAGUUUCGCUUUUGUCGUGCUCAUUAUGCGAAACGGAAAUCUCUAAUUUAUGUCUCUCUGUGUCAUCAAGAAUUCAUAUCCGCGGAAGGAGGUAAGCAGUUGAUGAGACUCGGCUAGGUUUUCACUCAGCCAGCCUGGUAUGGAAUGGUGCAGUCAGCACGACAACUCACAAAUUUGUCUUUUCAGCACAACUUCUAUAUUAGCAGUACCUUUUUAUGGGCCGCCACCAUGACUUUGGAGAAGAUCAAUUCCAGCGCGCAACGCCCAGCGAUGGGCAGAGAAAACCAUGCAUGUAAAUUGCUUGGGAGUGCCAGGCGUCGAAUACGAAUGCGAAGACUUCUGUUCUUUGCGCACCUCGUGUGUUUGUUUACCCACCAAAUGCUCUCACGUGCUUUU
Ixodes scapularis (black-legged tick) is the source of this 1543-nucleotide messenger RNA. Its product is annotated as hydroxyproline O-galactosyltransferase GALT3-like. Gene Ontology annotation, molecular function: hexosyltransferase activity. Lineage: Eukaryota; Metazoa; Arthropoda; Arachnida; Ixodida; Ixodidae. Gene Ontology annotation, cellular component: membrane. The record is from RefSeq and is a predicted model, not a curated record. Bases 1 to 942 code for a protein of 313 amino acids. The transcript is spliced from 3 exons.